Heteronotia binoei (common prickly gecko) is the source of this 5516-nucleotide messenger RNA. RefSeq names its product golgi brefeldin A resistant guanine nucleotide exchange factor 1 (gene GBF1). The record is from RefSeq and is a predicted model, not a curated record. Gene Ontology annotation, biological process: regulation of ARF protein signal transduction. NCBI's taxonomy places the organism in Eukaryota, Metazoa, Chordata, Lepidosauria, Squamata, Gekkonidae. Gene Ontology annotation, molecular function: guanyl-nucleotide exchange factor activity. The transcript is spliced from 39 exons. Bases 153 to 5516 code for a protein of 1787 amino acids.
UGGAUAAGAAUAUCUACAUUAUACAAGGAGAAAUCAAUACAGUGGUGGGAGCCAUAAAGCGCAGUGCAAGAUGGAGCACUCACACACACUUGGAUGAAGAACGUGAUCCCCUGUUGCACAGCUUCAGUGUCCUGAAAGAUGUUCUCAAUACCAUGACUGAUCUUUCAGCAGUUGAGGCCAUUGUCUUUCUUCGCCCCUUCCUGGAAGUUAUCCGCUCUGAAGACACGACAGGCCCUAUCACUGGAUUGGCCCUGACCUCAGUGAAUAAGUUCCUGUCGUAUGCACUGAUAGAUUCCACCCAUGAGGGCACAGCUGAGGGAAUGGAGAACAUGGCUGAUGCCAUCACGCAUGCCCGGUUUGUGGGCACAGACCCUGCAAGUGAUGAGGUGGUCCUGAUGAAGAUCUUGCAGGUCUUGCGGACUCUCCUCCUUGCUCCCGUCGGAGCUCAUCUCACUAAUGAGUCCGUGUGUGAAAUCAUGCAGUCCUGCUUUCGUAUAUGCUUUGAGAUGAGGCUUAGUGAGUUAUUGAGAAAAUCUGCAGAGCACACGCUGGUCGACAUGGUACAGCUGCUCUUCACAAGGUUAUCUCAGUUUAAAGAAGAGCCUAAAAGCUAUGUGGGAAGUAACAUAAAGAAGUUGAAGAUGAGAGCAGGAGGAAUGAGUGACUCCUCAAAAUGGAAGAAGCAGAAGCGAUCACCACGGACCUCUUAUCAUGUGACCAGAGCAUCUUCAGGACCAGAGCAGCCUGUUUCCAGCGGCCCAGGCCUGUCCAGCAGCCUCGCAGGAGGAGUCAGUUUUGUAGACGCACCUUCUCCCAUCUCAUCGGGAAGUUCAGAAAGCACGUCUUCGGCGGUCAGCCCCUCCACUGACAGUGGCAUAGAGAUUUCCUCCCAGAUGAGCUCAAAGGAGGAUCUGACAGACCUGCAAACCAUCAACCCUUUGGGAAUCAGUGCAGCAAUGCCUCUCAGUGAACCUCGAUUCAGAGAGCGGCUAGACCUCCAGAAUGAACACCACCCAGAAGAAAAGACCCCCUCUGCUUCAGUGGAGUCCAUUCCAGAAGUUCUAGAGGAGUGCACAUCGGCAGCUGAACACUCAGACUCCACUUCGGUUCAUGACAUGGACUACGUCAAUCCCCGGGGAGUGCGGUUUACACAGUGCUCUCAAAAGGAAGGAUCAGCACUAGUCCCUUAUGGACUGCCUUGCAUCCGAGAACUACUCCGUUUCCUCAUCUCCCUCACUAACCCGCAUGACCGCCACAACUCAGACGUCAUGAUCCACAUGGGGCUGCAGUUGCUUACUGUUGCUCUAGAGCUGACUUCUGUGGUCAAAUGUCCAUCCCUCCUGGGACUCGUAAAGGAGGAGUUAUGCCGCUACCUCUUUCAAUUGUUGAGUGUGGAGCGACUCAAUUUGUAUGCAGCUUCCCUUCGAGUUUGUUUCCUCCUCUUUGAGAGUAUGAGAGAACACCUGAAAUUCCAGCUAGAGAUGUACAUAAAGAAGUUGAUGGAGAUAAUCACUGUAGAUAACCCCAAAAUGCCCUAUGAGAUGAAGGAGAUGGCCCUGGAGGCCAUAGUUCAACUCUGGAGGGUCCCUGGCUUUGUCACCGAGCUCUACAUCAACUAUGACUGUGAUUACUACUGUGCAAACCUUUUUGAAGAUCUCACCAAGCUGCUCUCCAAGAAUGCCUUUCCUGUUUCUGGACAACUGUACACAACUCACCUGCUGUCCCUUGAAGCAUUGCUGACAGUGAUUGAUAGCACGGAAGCACAGUGCCAAGCCAAAGUAUUGAGCAGCAUCUACCAGCAGGAGAAGGAUGCUUUGAAACUGAAAACAGACGUUGCUUUGGGUGCUGAAGGGCGACUGACAGAAGGUCACCCCCUUGUUUUGGAAUUGUUAGAGGUGCGGUCAUCCAUGAAUGGCUGCUCAAUGGCUGACCACACGAAGCAGCAAGGUUGUCCGAAUGUGGAGGGCGGAAAUGGUGCAGUGGAGAAGACCGUGCCGAGGAAGCCUACUCGCUUUUCCUGCCUGCUGCCUCCAACAGCGGAGUUGAUAAAGAUUAAAAGUAAAAAGAAGCUCUUGAUAAGUGGCUCAGAACAAUUCAACCAGAAACCUAAAAAGGGGAUACAGUUUCUACAGGAGAAAAAACUUUUGGCUACCCCCAUGGACAUUGAUGAAGUGGCAAAAUGGCUGCGGGAGAAUCCAAGACUAGACAAGAAAAUGAUUGGGGAAUUUGUGAGUGACCGGAAGAACACAGACUUGCUCGAGAGUUUUGUGGGGACUUUCAGCUUCCAAAGCUUGCGACUGGACGAAGCCCUGAGGCUCUACCUAGAAGCCUUCCGGUUGCCAGGAGAAGCCCCUGUCAUCCAUAGGCUUUUGGAAGCCUUUACAGAACAUUGGCGAAAAUCAAAUGGGUCCCCAUUUGCAAAUAGUGAUGCUUGUUUUGCCUUGGCCUAUGCUGUUAUAAUGCUGAACACUGACCAGCACAACCAUAAUGUCCGGAAACAGAAUGUACCCAUGACUCUAGAGGAAUUCCGAAAGAACCUGAAGGGGGUCAAUGGAGGCAAAGACUUUGAGCAGGACAUGCUAGAGGACAUGUACCAUGGCAUCAAAAAUGAAGAGAUAGUGAUGCCGGAGGAGCAGACGGGCCUUGUGAAGGAGAACUACGUGUGGAGUGUGUUGCUGCAUCGUGGGGCCACAGAUGAAGGCAUCUUUCUGCACGUGCCACCCGGCAGCUAUGACCACGACCUCUUCGUCAUGACAUGGGGGCCGACUGUGGCUGCCCUGUCCUAUGUUUUCGACAAAAGCCUAGAUGAGGCAAUAAUCCAGAAGGCACUCUCUGGUUUCAGGAAAUGUGCUAUGAUUGCUGCCCAUUAUGGCCUGAGUGAUGUUUUUGACAACCUUAUAAUUUCUCUCUGCAAGUUCACAGCCCUGAGCAGUGAGUCCAUUGAGAACCUGCCCACUGUUUUUGGAAGUAACCCGAAGGCCCACCUUGCGGCAAAGACAGUGUUUCACUUGGCUCAUCGCCAUGGAAAUAUUCUGCGAGAGGGCUGGAAAAACAUCAUGGAGGCCUUGCUGCAGCUUUUCAGAGCCGAGCUCUUGCCAAAAACCAUGGUGGAGGCUGAAGAUUUUGUGGAUCCCAAUGGCAAAAUCUCUUUGCAGCGUGAGGAGACGCCUUCCAACCGUGGUGAGUCCUCAGUGUUAAGUUUUGUUAGUUGGCUGACCCUGAGUGGCACCGAACAAUCUGGCAUGAGAGGGCCAUCGACAGAAAGCCAGGAGGCAAAGCGGAUAGCCCUGGAGUGUAUCAAGCAGUGUGACCCAGAGAAGCUGAUAACUGAAAGCAAGUUUCUGCAACUGGAGUCCCUUCAGGAACUAAUGAAGGCUCUGAUCUCUGUGACUCCUGAUGAGGAAACCUACGAUGAGGAAGAUGCUGCUUUCUGCUUGGAGAUGCUUCUGAGGAUUGUUCUGGAGAACAGGGACCGGGUGGCGUUCGUGUGGCAGGCUGUGCGCGAUCACCUCUACCAUUUGUGUGUGAAUGCCGUGGAAUACUGCUUCCUCGUGGAGAGAGCCGUAGUGGGGCUUCUGCGUCUGGCCAUCCGAUUGCUCCGUAGGGAAGAGAUCAGUGCCCAGGUGUUGCUCUCCUUGCGCAUCUUGCUGAUGAUGAAGCCCAGUCUGCUGAGCAGAGUCAGCCACCAGGUGGCGUUCGGCCUCCAUGAGCUCCUCAAGACCAACGCGGCCAACAUCCACUCGGGAGACGACUGGUACACCCUCUUCACGCUCCUGGAAUGUAUUGGGUCAGGAGUGAAACCCCCCCCAGCUCUGCAGGUGACAGCAAGAACAGAGAGCGACACAGGGGCUCAGUCAGACAGUGAGAUCUACCACCCAAAUGAAUCCAGCCUAGAUCGGGGCUACACUUCUGAUUCCGAAGUUUAUGCUGAUCACAGCAAGCAAGGCAAAAUGCAUCGUUCUGUGACAGACGUAGACGUGGUGAACAGUGGCUGGCUCGUGGUCGGAAAGGAUGACCUGGACAGUCCAAAAGCCGUCCCAGAACCCCCCAAGCUGGGUAUCUCCCCCCUGGUGAAUCAGUACAGUCUGACUGUGGGGCUGGAUCUGGGCCCACAUAACACCAAGUCCCUGAUGAAGUGUGUGGAGUCCUUGUCAUUCAUUGUGCGAGAUGCUGCCCACGUCACACCGGAGAACUUUGAGCUUUGUGUCAAAACCAUCCGCAUCUUUGUGGAGGCCAGUCUAAACGGAGGAUGCAAGUCCCAGGAGAAGCGGGGGAAGAGCCAUAAGUAUGACCCCAAAACAGCCCGUUUCAAGAAGAAAGCCAAGGAGAGGCCCUUGAGGGGCUUCAGCCAGCACCAGCACCGCUCGCUCAGUGAGGAAGAGGAGGAGGAUGAAAGCAUCCCUGCCAGCUAUCACACUGUGUCUUUACAGGUUAGUCAGGACCUGCUGGACCUCAUGCACACACUGCACACCCGAGCGGCCAACAUCUACAACUCUUGGGCCGAGGAGCAGCACCACCUACAAGGGAAGAAAAUUGAAGCAGACUCUCAGACCUUGUGGGCCAGCUGCUGGUGCCCACUCCUGCAAGGGAUUGCCUGCUUGUGCUGCGAUGCCCGUAGGCAGGUGCGGAUGCAAGCCCUGACCUACCUGCAGCGGGCUCUCCUGGUGCAUGACCUGCAGGCCCUGGACGCCUUGGAGUGGGAGUCCUGCUUCAAUAAGGUGCUGUUUCCUUUGCUGGCCAAACUCCUGGAGAACAUCAGCCCGGCCGAUGUGGGUGGGAUGGAGGAGACCCGCAUGAGAGCCUCCACUCUGCUCUCCAAGGUCUUCCUGCAGCACCUGUCCCCACUGCUGUCCCUCCCCACCUUUGCAGCUUUGUGGCUGACCAUCCUGGACUUCAUGGACAAGUACAUGCAUUCCGGCUCCAGUGACUUGCUGCCAGAGGCCAUCCCGGAGUCCCUGAAGAACAUGCUGCUGGUGAUGGACACGGCCGGGAUCUUCCACAGCGCUGACUCUCGGACUGGCUACUCAGACCUCUGGGAGAUCACCUGGGAGCGCAUCGACUGCUUCCUGCCCAAGCUGCGAGAUGAGCUCUUCAAGCAGACCGUCAUCCAAGACCCAGUUUCCACGUUACCAUCAGAGAUGCACCCCCCAAAAGCCAUGGUGUCGGUUCUGCCGCAUUCCUCUGGAGGAGACCCCAGGCCAGCCACUGAGGAGGAGACUCCUGCCCUGGCAGCCACAGAUCCCGAGAGUGCUUCUCCUGCCCCUGGCUCCAGCCCCUCCGGACCUCCGCUUCUCUCUCCAGCCAGAGCGAGUCCCGUGAAGGAGCCCCCUCCUCCCGGCGUGGCCCAGCAGCCCCCUCUGAUCCUCCGGCCCCUGGCUUCCCCCUUGCAGGCGGGGGUGCCCCCCAUGGCCCUGCCCAUCAUCCUGAACCCCGCCCUCAUAGAGGCCACCUCUCCCGUGCCCCUCCUGGCCUCCCAGCGGCCCACAGACCCCGUGGCCACUUCGGAGGCCAACUGA